UUUUUGAAGAUAAAAAAGGUAAGUUUUAUUUUUGUCAGGAUUUUAACUUAUGCUCCUCUCUUGUCAUUUCCCCAAGAUCGAGAUGUUAAAAUCAGUUCUUUCUUGUGCAGGAUUGCAGCUCCCUCUUCACCGGGCUUCCUGCUGCUCCUGAGUCUCACAUCGGCGGCUCGUUUGGUUCCUCAGCAUCGACCAUCUACAAGCCGGUCAACCCAAGCAAGUAACGCCCAACCAGGCCACCGCUCGGCCGUCGCGUCCACCCCUCCGCUCCUCCCAGUCGAGCACCUCGCAUGCACCGCGAUGCCGCCCGCCAAGGCCUGCCGCCGCCGGCGAAGGCGCGGACCCAGGCGCAGCCCCCGCUCCCCAGCACAGCUUGUGGAAGACACCGUCGGCGAGAUCCUACUCCGCCUCCCGCCCAACGACCCCGCGAGCCUCGUACGCGCCUCUGCCGUCAGCAAGACCUGGCGCCGCGCCCUCGCCGACCCCACCUUCCCUGCCCGCUACCGCGCGUUCCACCGGACGCCUCCCGUGCUCGGCGUCUUCUGGGGGGACGCGGUCUUGGUCCCCACCACGUCGUUCCGCCCGCCCGCCGCCGACCACAGCGAUUGCAACGAGCUUGACUGCCGCCACGGCCGCGUGCUCCUCGAGAACCUCGACUGCGGGGGCCUCUUCGUCUGGGACCCUAUCACCGGCGACCUGCGCCGCCUCCCGGAGGUGCCCGACAUCUUCUCGCUCGUCUGCAAUGGCGCGGUGCUCUGCGCCGCGGGCGCCCGCUGCGACCACCUCGCCUGCCACGGGGGUGCCUUCCUCGUGGCCUUAGUGGGCGCCUCCAUCGAAGGGGAAAUGCACGCCUGCCUCUACUCGUCGGAGACCGGUGCGUGGAGCGCACCGACCUCCGCCCUGCUCGAUUACAUUUACAUCCCGCCGGAUUACACUGCCACCACCUCCUGCAUCACCGUCGACAAUGUGCCCGCCGCGCUCGUGGGGGACGCACUCUACUUCAUCGGUGACUUCGGCAAUGAGAUCCUGCGGUACGACCUGGUCGGGGAAAACCAAAACCUCGCCGUGGUCGACCCGCCGGACGUGGAGACUUGCUACGACGGCGUCGUCGUCAUGCCGGAGGAGAACGGCAGGCUGGGAUUCGCCUUCGUGAAGGCCAACAGCCUCCAUCUGUGGUUGAUGGAGACAGGCCCUGAUGGAUACGGCCGAUGGGAAAAACGCAGGGUCAUCAAUCUGGAGACGCUGUUCCCAGUUUUCAACCUGUCACCAUAUUUGAGUGGUUUUGUGGAUGCAAUCAAUUGCAUUGUCGUGACAACAGAUGAUGCCGUUUUCACCAUUGAGCUCAAGUCACUACAGACAAGGAAGGUGUGCAAGACGGAGAAGCCCUACUGUUCCUGUCUCUAUGCUAGUUUCUACAUUCCAGCAUGUGCUGGUGGAUAACUUCCAGCACCAUUGGCGAAUGGAGACUGAGUGAACUUCUCUGAGCCAUUUGAGGACAUAACCAGGCAAAUGGAAUGUAAAUCCAUCACUGUGCAGUGCUGAUGCUGUCCAGUGUUUUGUUUCCUACUGAGCAUUUGAGCAAAUCUAUCAUCUGCAGAGCUGAGGCUUUCUAGUUUCCAGUACUUUGAUACCUCUUGAGAAAGUUUCAGAGAAGAAUAGUAUCAGUUAUCUUGGUCGACUAGCAUUCUUCAAAUCAAAUUUUCUGUUUGUAUGAAUCAAAGACUAUGUUUCAGUUUAUUGCAGUCGUGAGUCUUUUUUCA
This is a messenger RNA of Panicum hallii, 1757 nucleotides long. RefSeq lists its product as uncharacterized. The record is from RefSeq and is a predicted model, not a curated record. Gene Ontology annotation, molecular function: protein binding. Lineage: Eukaryota; Viridiplantae; Streptophyta; Magnoliopsida; Poales; Poaceae. The transcript has 3 exons. The coding region runs from base 298 to 1437 and encodes 379 amino acids.